Messenger RNA from Cordyceps militaris CM01, 1659 nucleotides. RefSeq names its product nucleolar protein 12. The transcript has 4 exons. Gene Ontology annotation, molecular function: RNA binding. The record is from RefSeq and is a predicted model, not a curated record. The coding region runs from base 1 to 1659 and encodes 552 amino acids. Lineage: Eukaryota; Fungi; Ascomycota; Sordariomycetes; Hypocreales; Cordycipitaceae.
AUGGGCAAAAAAACUUCAUUGUUGGCUUCGUCCAAGGCGGUUGACCCCCACCUGCAGGCUCUCUUUGCCUCCAGUUCUGGUCCUGUUUCUACCCCUCCCACAUCGAGAUACCAGAAGCUCCGACUCAACAAGCCCAAAUCGAGGUCGGACGACGAGCAGUCUGGCGACGACGAAGUCCUGUCCGAAGCCAGCGACGAGCUCGACUACGAAAGCGACGAGGAGGACGACGAGGUUGACGGCGAAGAUGACGACGAAGAUUCCGGAGAGGACGAUUCUGAGAAGGCUGCUGAGGAAGAGUCCAGCGCUGACGAGGAGGCAGAAGAAGAAUCCAGCGCUGAAGCGGAGGUAGAAAACAUCGCCGCGCCCCGCAAGGAACGCAAGCGCAAGCGCAAAGACGACAAUGAAGAUCUGGAAGGGAAAUAUCUUGAUAGCUUGAGCAAGAAUGACGAAGACGAGCCCUCCGGAAAGCGCGUCAAAUCCGCAAAGGACGGCUCCGACUCUGACAGCAACGACGAAGCCGAGGACGAAGACGCCGACAAGGAAGACCUUCCCACACACGAGUCUCUGAGCAAAGAUUCCGCGGCCGCUGAAACCAACAAGGCCGCCAGAACCGUCUUCCUAGCCAACGUCUCCGCCGAGGCCGUCUCCUCCAAGGCAGCCAAGAAGCAGCUGCUCGCGCACCUUGCGACUGCGCUCGACAAGGAGGCACAACCCCUCCAAAAGGUCGAGUCGAUACGCUUCCGCUCCGUCGCCUUCUCCACGGGCUCGAUGCCCAAGCGCGCCGCCUACAUCACCAAGUCAGUCAUGGAGGCCACGACGCACUCGACCAACGCCUACGUCGUCUUCUCGACCGACGCCGCCGCCCGCCGCGUGUGCCAGCAGCUCAAUGGCACCGAGAUCCUCGGCCGCCAUCUCCGCGUUGACAGCGUCGCCCACCCGAGCCCCACCGCCCACCGCCGCUGCGUCUUUGUCGGUAACCUCGGCUUCGUUGACGACGAGACCGUGCUCAACACAAACAAGGACGGCGAUAAGGGGACGAAGAAGCGUAACAAGGUGCCCUCCGACGUCGAGGAGGGUCUCUGGCGCCUCUUCUCCAAGAACGGCAAGGUGGAAAACGUCCGCGUUGUGCGAGACCCCAAGACUCGAGUGGGCAAAGGCUUUGCCUAUGUUCAGUUCUAUGAUGCCAACGCUGUCGAAGAAGCGAUUCUCCUCGACGGCAAGAGCUUCCCGCCCAUGCUCCCCCGGAAACUCCGCGUCACUCGCGCCAAGGACCCGCGCAAGACGGCCCAGGCCAUGGAGCGUACCAAGUCCAAGUUCAACAGCAGCACGCAAGGAAGUCAGCAUGCCAACAGCAAGCCGCUCCGCAAGGGCGCCGCGACCUACGUGCCCAAGAUAACGCCCGACCAGCAGGCCGCCGCGGGCCGUGCCCGCAAGCUCUUUGGCCGCGCCCGUGGAGGCGCCCACGGAGGCACCAACAGCACCGGCGUUCUUCCCUCCGGCGUCAAACCGCCGGAGAGAAUUGUUUUUGAGGGCCGCAGGGCGUCGUCCAGGGACGCGCUCCCCAAGGACCUCAAGAAGAAGGUCAAGACCAAGCGUGCCCGACCUGUGACGAGAAGCGCACGCCGCGGUGCCGAUUGGAAGAAGAAGUCUGUUAAAUAA